GCUUUGAUGGAAUGUCAGAUAUUGAAAAUGUCUCCCAGCCUGUUCAUCCUUCUGUUUCUCACACCUGGUAUUUUAUGCAUUUGUCCUCUCCAAUGUAUAUGCACAGAGAGGAACAGGCAUGUGGACUGUUCAGGCAGAAACUUGACUGCGUUACCAUCUGGACUGCAAGAGAAUAUUAUCCAUUUAAACCUGUCUUAUAAUCACUUUACUGAUCUGCAUAACCAGUUAACCCAAUACACCAAUCUGAGGACCCUGGACAUUUCAAACAACAGGCUAGAAAGCCUGCCUGCUCAGUUACCUCGGUCCCUCUGGAACAUGUCUGCUGCUAACAACAACAUUAAACUGCUUGACAAAUCUGAUACUGCUUAUCAGUGGAACCUUAAAUAUUUGGAUGUUUCUAAGAAUAUGCUGGAAAAGGUUGUCCUCAUUAAAAAUACACUAAGAAGUCUUGAGGUUCUCAACCUCAGUAGUAACAAACUUUGGACAGUUCCAACCAACAUGCCCUCUAAACUACAUAUCGUGGACCUGUCUAACAAUUCCUUGACACAAAUCCUCCCAGGAACACUAAUAAAUCUGACAAAUCUCACGCAUCUUUACCUGCAUAACAAUAAGUUUACAUUCAUUCCAGAUCAAGCUUUUGAUCAACUCUAUCAAUUGCAAGAGAUAACCCUUUACAAUAACAGGUGGUUAUGUGACCACAAACAAAACAUUACUUACUUGUUGAAAUGGAUGAUGGAAACAAAAGUCCAUGUGAUAGGCACUCCCUGUACUAGCCAAAUAUCAUCUUCGAAGGAACAUAACAUAUACCCUACACCUUCUGGAUUUACCUCAAGCUUGUUCACUGUAAGUGGGAUGCAGACAGUGGACACCAUUAACUCUCUGAGUAUGGUAACCCAAUCCAAAGUGACCAAAAUACCCAAACAAUAUCGAACAAAGGAAACAACGUUCGGUGCCACUGUAAGCAAAGAUACCACCUUUACUAGCACUGAUAAGGCUUUUGUGCCCUAUCCAGAAGAUGCAGCCACAGAAUUGAUCAGUUCACAUGAAGCAGCAGCUGCAACUCUAACUAUUCAUCUCCAAGAUGGAAUGGUUACCAACACAAGCUUCAGCAGCUCAACAAAAUCACCCCCAACACCCAUGACCCUAAGUAUUACUAGUGGCAUGCCAAAUAAUUUCUCUGAAAUGCCUCAACAAAGCACAACCCUCAACUUACGGAGGGAAGAAACAACCACAAAUGCAAAGACUCCCUUACCUUCUAUGGCAAGUGCUUGGAAAGUAAAUGCUUCAUUGCUCUUAAUGCUCAAUGCUGUGGUCAUGCUGGCUGUCUGAGGGUCUGCAUUUUCUGAAACUAAUGAGAGAACUCCUCCCUGAUGUAUAGUUGGGAAAAUAUGCCCCUAUCUAACCAGUGAUUCAAAAACCAUAUUAAGUAUUCAAGAAAGCCAGUCUUACAUUUCUGACACUGAUGUAAAUGAAGUAACUUGUCUUAAAUAAAAGAAGUGCACAAUGUCUUGGUACUUGCUGCUAUUUUAUUGUCUUAAGUAAAACUAAUGAGUUUUUUUAAUGAAAUGUUUUCUUUUUAAAGCUUCAAUUUAUUGCUCAAAAUAUAAAGCAUCUAAACUUUAAUAUGUAUUUUAUGUAUGUUUACACUGUCAAACAUCUGGGAAAAAAUAAAAGGUCUAUCCUCA
Talpa occidentalis (Iberian mole) is the source of this 1685-nucleotide messenger RNA. RefSeq names its product oligodendrocyte myelin glycoprotein (gene OMG). NCBI's taxonomy places the organism in Eukaryota, Metazoa, Chordata, Mammalia, Eulipotyphla, Talpidae. Gene Ontology annotation, molecular function: protein binding. The transcript has a single exon. The coding region runs from base 7 to 1329 and encodes 440 amino acids. The record is from RefSeq and is a predicted model, not a curated record. Gene Ontology annotation, biological process: neuron projection regeneration.